Molecule: messenger RNA, 2385 nt
Organism: Engraulis encrasicolus (European anchovy)
Lineage: Eukaryota; Metazoa; Chordata; Actinopteri; Clupeiformes; Engraulidae
Exons: 2
Coding region: 626-2176 (516 amino acids)
Molecular function (GO): zinc ion binding
Source: RefSeq, a predicted model, not a curated record
CCGAUCGAUCGGCCGGCCGAUUUAAUCGGCCGAUUUUUGCUAUUUUUUAAUGAAUCGGCAUCGGCCGAUUUUCUCAUUUGGUUGCGCCGAUUUUAAGGUCGAGGUCACGUGCUUAAAAUUAAUGAAAAACGAACGAAAUAACAGUCGAGUGGCUCCCCCAGCUGUGAUCCUGCCCCCAUAGUUCACUUCAGGGAGCCGUUCAAAAGAACCGGCUCCGUGAACGUCACACCUCUCUAUCAGGCACACCUCUCUCAGGCACAUCAGCGGGCAGCUACUGGGAGCCCUAAUACUGGUGGUAACCAGUGUGAAGUUUACCUCUAAAAAUACAAUAGGGAGUUAAAAUCUAAGCGAAAUUUUAUCAAAAAAGGAUGCAAAUCUGACAUGUGAUUGACUUUCACCCCAUGUCUAUUUGUUUUCAACGGCAAUGGAGUUGCUAGUGGUGUGUGACCACGAGUGCCUUUUACCAUAGCCUUCCUACAGCUGCUUAUAUAGGCAAGUUUACGUCACACACACUGGGUGGCGCCAUUACUCUUCUAAAUGCAGGGAACAUCCGCCGGAAGUGGGUUGCGCAGCGUUUCCAAUGUAAACAAACCUUGACAACUCACACUUAGACCGCAAGUUAAUAAUGUGGGAACACAGUUUAAAUAAUUUGACAGGAGAUGGCGUUACUAUCCCCCACCCGAAUUAUGUGCAGAACUGGGAGGAUAGUAUGACAACAUGGCCGAACGUAACAUAUGGAAAUAUUUGUGCUUAUUUCGUGGACUCACUAGCAACGGAUGGAAAAGCCAUGGACAACUUAAAAGCCUCCGAGGCAUACCAGUAUUUGCACAGUCAGAAAGUUGGUCGCAUACUGUCUUAUAAGCACGAACGUUUUGUUUAUUUGAAAGCCGAUGUUGAACCAAGUCAGUGCUUGAAUAGCGCCUGGCACAAUGCGUGGGUGCUGACCACAGAAGCAGGAGACAUCAAAACAGCUGGAUGUACGUGUGUCGCUGGACCGGGAAGAUCUUGUUCCCAUGCAGCUGCGAUCUUGUGGAAGGUAGAAAAUGCCGUGAGACAGGGGAAAACCGGGCUCGCCUGCACAGACGGACAGAACCAGUGGAAUGCUGGGUCUAAAAGAAAUGCUGGUCAGAGGAAGAUGAAGUAUGUGAGCUUCAAGAGACACAACAGGACAGACCUCUACCAGCUGCAAUCAACUGCACAGCCAUCCUCUUCCACUCCAGAACCAGCACAGGAGGUGAGACUCUUUAGAAGUCAUGAAGAGUGGAGGAAGAACGCACUUGCCUCACCGAUGGCAGCACUUUUCAAUUGCCCUGGGGAUAGCCUCCUUCAGCUCUGCCUUAAUGCCGACACCACCAACAUCACUGAUCCAACACCAUGCCCACACCUCCAUCUCCUAACCCAUGAUGAGCACCACACACCACUGGCUUGUGAAAAAUGCAGAACUUUUUACAAUCAAUACAUUGACAUGCCCACACCCAAGUUUGAGGAGAUUGAGAGGGCUACCAAACAACAGAGCAAAGAACAGGUCUGGCAUGAUGCAAGGAGAGUGCGCAUUACAGCAAGCACAGCAAAAAAGGUGCCCAUUCGCUUAACCACAGCGCCUGAGAAGUUUUUGUCAGAGCACUUACAUCCAUCCUUCCGUGGCAAUGCCGCAACUCGCCAAGGAGCAGAGGGGGAGGAAGUGGCAAGGGACCAUUUGGAAACUCUGGGCAACAGCAUCGAGUGUAAAGGGUUAGUGGUGUGUAAAAUGGAGCCGUGGCUUGCAGCAUCCCCCGAUGGAGUGAUUAACAAAGACACUCUUUUAGAGAUCAAAACACCAGUGAUGGGAAACAAGUCAAUGGAUGAAUUUUUGGCAACAAAGGGCUGCGAAAUCACCACUGUGGCAAACAGCGAUAGGGUGGAAUACCUUAUUGCCUGCAACGGUCAAAAGGGCUACUACAUGCAGGUUCAACUUGGGAUGUACUGCACAGGGCUUCAGCACGCCAAGUUGGUCAUCUGGAACAAAACGGAGCACCUAGAAAUAGAAGUACCCUAUGACCAAGGCUUUGUUCGGGAGCAUAUCACAAGGUUGCGCACGUUCUACUUUUCCCACAUGCUCCCAAAAAUUGUUGAUGAUUUUGUUGAGGGAAGGUUACAGUUCUGCAGUAAGUAUCUCAGCAUUGUAAAACCAAAAUAAGCUGCCUUAUCUAGAUGCACAAGGGUGCCUGCCAGCAGAUGUCUGGUCUUUAGAAAAUGUGAAAUUAAUGAAUGUGAUAUAUGUUUCUUGUACAGAGUUAAAAAUAAAUGUUGAUGAAAUGUCAAAUCAUUAUGAAACUACAAUCAUGUGUUCCCCAUCUUCUUUAGAGUGUUGAGCUUACAAUUUCUUUUAACACAAUUAAUUCAUAG